This is a messenger RNA of Cornus florida, 348 nucleotides long. RefSeq lists its product as uncharacterized. The record is from RefSeq and is a predicted model, not a curated record. The transcript has 2 exons. The coding region runs from base 1 to 348 and encodes 115 amino acids. Gene Ontology annotation, molecular function: zinc ion binding. NCBI's taxonomy places the organism in Eukaryota, Viridiplantae, Streptophyta, Magnoliopsida, Cornales, Cornaceae.
AUGACACUGUUCCCAAUGGCAUACUCUUCAAGUUCUGCAAAUCGAAGCUCAAGUGGGCAUAAUAAGAAAAGGAUGUAUUGUUAUUAUGGUUUAAAAACACUCAUAAAGACCUCUUAUACUAAUAGGAACCCUGGCAGAAAGUUCUAUGGCUGCCCAAAUUAUCCAUCACCAACAUGUGAUUUUCAUAUGUGGGAGGAUGAAGAAGUUUCUGAUUACUACAAGCAUUUCAUUUAUGAUCUUAUAUCAGAAGUUAGGCAACAUAGAAAAGUUCGAUCUGCAAUUAAAAAUUCUAGUUUUGGUGUUGACGAUAGAGUUGUGGAGCUGCAGAACAUGGUAUUAGCAAUGUAG